AUGAUUUUCUUCGAUGAAUUGAUGAAGUAUUUAUACACAUGGGUAAUAGACUGUAACCCAAUCAAUUUUCACAAUGCCCCACUUAACUCAAAACCGAAAAAUAAUUAUACUCUCUUAAGACUAAAUUCACAAAGGACAUGUAAAGGAAGAACUAGAGACUUUGCAAUUAGUCCUAUCGCAACGAGAGCGUUCAGUGCACGUAAAUCUGGUCAAGCUAAUCGAUUUACCAAUCGUGUAGUAACUCUUUGGUACAGGCCACCAGAGUUACUCCUAGGAGAUAGAAAUUAUGGACCUUCCAUUGACUUGUGGGGCGCAGGGUGCAUAUUGGCUGAAAUGUGGAUCAGAUCUCCAAUUUUCCAAGGUGCCACUGAACAAAAACAACUGACAUUGAUAUCACAAUUGUGUGGUUCUAUUACACCAGAAGUUUGGCCUAAUAAUUAG
Molecule: messenger RNA, 441 nt
Organism: Cotesia congregata
Lineage: Eukaryota; Metazoa; Arthropoda; Insecta; Hymenoptera; Braconidae
Source: the annotation of a GenBank genome assembly